UCGUACCGUUUAGCACCGGCCUUGCCCACAGGUCACCACUCAGACACUAGUCGCCCGGGGCGUCAGGUCCGUCCGCGCUUCCGGCCGGCCGGCUUCCGUAGCAGCGCCGGAUCUCGCGAGACCCGGGCCGAGUGCCUCCGCGAGCGCGUCCCGGAGGCAAUCGUGCCGGGCCCGUCGGCCGCCUGCGGGAGCGCAGACCGCCAUGGACCGCGACCUACUGCGGCAGUCGCUGGGCUGCCACGGGCCGGCGCUGUUGGCGCUGCUGCGGAGCGAGCAGCAGGACAACCCGCACUUCCGGAGCCUGCUGGGCACCGCUGCCGAGCCGGCCCGCGGUCCCGCUGCCCCGGGAGCGCCCAGGAAGGAGCGGAGAGCGGACAGCGCCGAGGUCCAGACGUUCAUCUCCAAGAAGGCUGACCUGCUCUUCGCGCUGUCCUGGAAGGCGGCCGCCCCCGCCGCCCCCGAAGUGCACGAGGACGGAGACCAUCACUAUGCCGUCAUGCCGCCGCUGGAGCAGUUCAUGGAGAUCCCCGGUGUGGACCGCAGAGACCUCUUCUUCCGAGAUGUAGAGCGGGGAGACAUCGUCAUUGGGAGAAUCAGCUCCAUCCGGGAGUUCGGGUUUUUCAUGGUGUUGAUCUGCCUGGGAAGCGGCAUCAUGAGAGACAUCUCCCACUUGGAGAUCACAGCGCUGUGUCCAUUAAGAGACGUGCCUCCUCACAGUAACCAUGGCGAUCCUUUGUCCUAUUAUCAAACCGGUGACAUAAUUCGAGCUGGAAUCAAGGAUAUUGACAGAUACCAUGAGAAGCUUGCCGUGUCUCUGUACAGCUCGUCUCUCCCACCUCACCUCUCCAGCAUUAAACUGGGUGUGAUCACUUCUGAAGAGCUCCCUUUGUACUACAGGAGAAGUGUUGAACUACAUAGUAAUUCUUUGGAGUCCUAUGAAAAUAUCAUGCAGAGUUCUCUGGGAUUUGUUAAUCCAGGAGUAGUUGAAUUCCUUUUAGAAAAACUAGGAAUAGAUGAAUCUCAUCCACCAUCUUUAAUGCGAGGCCUCCAAAGCAAAAAUUUCUCUGAAGAUGAUUUUGCUUCUGCGUUAAGAAAGAAACAGUCUGCGUCUUGGGCUUUAAAAUGUGUGAAGAUUGGAGUGGAUUAUUUCAAGGUUGGACGCCAUGUGGACGCUAUGAAUGAGUACAAUAAAGCUCUAGAAAUCGACAGACAGAAUGUGGAAGCUUUGGUAGCUCGUGGAGCUCUAUACGCAACAAAAGGAAGUCUGAACAAAGCAAUAGAAGACUUUGAGCUUGCGCUAGAAAACUGCCCAACUCACAGGAAUGCGAGAAAGUACCUCUGCCAGACGCUUGUGGAACGAGGAGGGCAGUUAGAAGAAGAGGAGAAGUUUUUAAAUGCUGAAAGUAACUAUAAGAAAGCUUUGGCUCUGGAUGAGACGUUCCAAGAUGCAGAGGAUGCUUUGCAGAAACUUCAUAAGUACAUGCAGAAAUCUUUGGAAUUAAGAGAAAAACAAGCUGAAAAAGAAGAAAAGCAGAAAACAAAGAAAAUAGAAACAAGUGCAGAAAAGUUGCGUAAGCUCUUAAAAGAGGAGAAAAGGCUAAAGAAGAAAAGAAGAAAAUCAUCGUCUUCCUCUUCAAGUGUUUCUUCUGCGGAUGAAUCCGUUUCUUCCUCCUCAUCCUCUUCCUCUUCUGGUCACAGACGGCAUAGGAGGAGUAAGAGGGCUCGUUCCGAGUCUUCCCGUGGCUCCAGAAGGCACUGGUCCAGGGCAGCCUCAGGUCACGGAGAUCCGGGUAGGAAAGAUGAGUGCUACCCAGUCCCCACUGACACCUCGGCGUCUUUCCUGAACCAGAGACAAGAGGUGGAAAAACUGCUAGAAAAGCAGGCCGGGUCCCAGUGCCAGAGCACACAGGUAGAGGAGAAGGAGAAAGGGCCUCUCUCUUCAUCGUCAGCUGACGUGCCGGCUGGUUGCAGAGGUAGGUCUGAAGAGCCAAGAGGUUUUUACGAUGGCUCCGAACCCCAGGCAGGUAGUAGCAAGACGGAAAAGCCAUAUAAACCAGAAAGACAUUUUCCCGGUAGAAGUUCCUCGGAUUCCUUCUGUAGAAAUUCCGAGGACAGAGUCAAAGGGUCUGGUGCCAGGAGAUUGGAGGAGGCCGCGGCGGGGAGAAGAGAGCACACCCGGCGCUGGGAGCCCUGCUCUGCGAGGCACCCCACUUCCCCUGCACGGUCAGACCACUCUUGGAAACCAGUUGAAAAACACAGAAAGAACGCCCGUUCUGGGUCACGUGACCUCGGGAGACCCGAGCAGAGGUGUCGCAUCCACACACAGCAGGGGGCGUGUGAAAGAGGGGACGUCUGUCGGGAGGGCACUGGUACAGGGGCUCCAGAAGACAGGCCAAGCAGCAAGGUGCACCCUGAAAGCAGCGUUAAGAGACACCUACCUCAGAAUUUACUCAACAUCUUUAACCAGAUAGCUGAAUUUGAGAAGGAAAAAGGAAAUAAGCCAAAGUGAUUGCUAAGGAAAUGUAUUCCGUUGCACUAAACUGUCAGAGGUCUGGGGUGUCAGUCCUAACAGCUCUGCUUCUAAGAGUACUUGGAGCAAUUAGAAAAAGGCUUUCAAGCACCAGUUCAGCCCCAGGCCCCCUUGUAGUCAGUGCCUGGGGGUUUAUGGCUGGCCUGUGGUAGAGGGGUCUUACUCCCGACAAUUUCCGCUUAACCUAAAGAUACUUCUGAGAGCACUUUUUUUUAUUUCAUUGUGGUUUGUGAGAGUCCUGGGCCCAUCUUAUCUCGCAGUUGGAGAGAAAAUUAAAUUUAUGUUUUGAACAGUUGGAUUGUUUUUGAUCAAAAAAGUGUUUUAUUCUGUUGUUAAAAGCCCUGUAGCCUUUGAAAAAGAUGCUUGAAUGUUUCAUAGGUACUGUUUUAAAUCAUUUGUUUAAAGUAUUCAAUUUUUUACAAUAAAUAUUCAUAAAUGAUAAA
This is a messenger RNA of Nannospalax galili (Upper Galilee mountains blind mole rat), 2973 nucleotides long. It is a transcript of the gene Ttc14, whose product is annotated as tetratricopeptide repeat domain 14. The transcript is spliced from 12 exons. NCBI's taxonomy places the organism in Eukaryota, Metazoa, Chordata, Mammalia, Rodentia, Spalacidae. Gene Ontology annotation, molecular function: nucleic acid binding; protein binding. The coding region runs from base 203 to 2509 and encodes 768 amino acids. The record is from RefSeq and is a predicted model, not a curated record.